Chelonia mydas (Green sea turtle) is the source of this 1347-nucleotide messenger RNA. RefSeq names its product polyubiquitin-like. The transcript has a single exon. Gene Ontology annotation, biological process: protein ubiquitination; modification-dependent protein catabolic process. Gene Ontology annotation, molecular function: protein tag activity; ubiquitin protein ligase binding. Gene Ontology annotation, cellular component: cytoplasm; nucleus. Bases 19 to 492 code for a protein of 157 amino acids. Lineage: Eukaryota; Metazoa; Chordata; Testudines; Cheloniidae. The record is from RefSeq and is a predicted model, not a curated record.
CUUCCAGCCAGCCAACCCAUGCAGGUGACGGUGAAGCAGCUCUCAGGGGUCAGCCUGGACCUGGGGCUGAGCCCCUACACGACCAUCUGGGAGAUUAAGGAGGAGCUCGAGCGUGCCUGGGACAUCUCUCCCUACACACAGCGCCUGGCCCUGCAGGAGCCUGGCCUGGGAAACCAGCUGCUGCUGGACGAUCAGACCCUGGCAUCACACGGCAUCUUCUACGACACCACGGUUCUGAUGCUCACGACCGAACCCCAGUGGAUGGAGAUCUUCGUGAAGGACCAUAACAGCAGAACCCUGCCCUAUGGCGUCCGUGCCAGUGACACCGUCCUGGGCCUGAAGAAGAAGAUCGAGGAUCGCACGGGUGUCUCCGCCAGCCAACAGCGCCUGACGUUCAACAGCAAAGAGCUGCAGGACGACUGCACGCUCGCCCAUUACAGGAUCCGGAGCAAGAGCACCGUCUACCUGCUUCUGCGCCUCAGGGGUGGGUAAGAUGCUCACUGGGUCACCGGGACCUGCACCUCCAUGGGCAGGCGUCUGCUGUGCCCCCGGCCAAGAGAGCAGCACAGCGGGCUAUGUUUCCCAAGAGCCUUUGCAUGAUAAUUCAGGGCUUUGCUAAUGUGCCCCUGUCACCUUAGCAGUGAAAUAUAAUAGCUCACUGAAAGGUGACACGGGGCCAGAAUUGUUACUCUGAAACCUGAAUUAACUCACAGUCUGACCUGACCCAUGGCCGAACUGUAAAGACUUGUUAGGAAGAUAUGUGAAUGAACAGAGCUUUGAAAUGCAAGCCUGCCUUGCUAGAAGGGUAGCUGUUUGCUCAGGUCUUGUCAUGGAACCAAACAAGUCUUGUCUAUUGCUGUAGCUUUGAUUCAAAGACCCAAAAAGGGAUUUUAACAUUUAUGAUGACACUUGAGUGAAAUAGUAUUAUUGUCUGUAUGUCUCUUUGAAGGUUGUGAUAAACUGUAUAUGAACCGUUUAAUGGAUAAAUUACACUAUGCUAAUUGCCAGGAUGGUUGGGAGACAGAAGAUUAAGCUUAUUCUCUCAGGCCAAGAGGCUGGUGGAAAAUAUAUAAAAACGCUGGGACACCAUCCUGUUUUAACUCAGAUCUGCUUUGGGUUUCAAGAAGGGGAUACCCUGAGCCAUAAGGAUUGGGAUCCCCAGUCACUGACUGGAGUCACCCCAAAUAUGGACAUUGGACUAUAACCUAAAAGGAAUUUGGACACUACAAACUCAUCUCUGAUAUGUAUCUGAACCUCAAGAAUUGAAUUCAAGUCUGUAUGCAUAUUGAUCUUUUAACCAACACACUCUCUCUUUUCUUUUUAAAUAAAGUUUAGUUUAGUUAACAA